AUACACCCGCUCUGUGGAUUAUGACGCAAUCAAAAAGGGACGGACAGGGCUACAGAGUCCUGUCAGACACCAAGAAGAAAACGUUUCGCCUUAAACUAUAAAUUAAUGUUUACGUGUGCGCUUAAUUUAUAAUACAUGCAGAUGUCACAUGUGUGAGUGUGCGCGUGCAGAAGGUAUGUUGUACCGGCAGCGCGUGACCGAACAGAGAUGCCCAGGCGGGAUGUCCGAGUGUCUCGUGGGAAAUAUAGAAUAUCACAGCGUUUGUAUUUGACACAGUGCUCAUGUUUAAGUUGUUUUAUUGAGUUGUUAUCAAGAGAAAAACACUAAUUAAAGUGAUGGACUAACCUGCUUUUCUAAUAGCAUACAUUAGCUGCAGCUGUGGUCUCUAAUGUGCUUCCGGACUACAAAACUGUAACCACAUGGAAAUACGGCUCGUGUCGACCUUCAGUUUACUGUCUCUGCUGUCGCCCAAACACGAGUGCUUCACCAGGGGGGCGAACAGUGUGAUCAGGAGGUGUCAGAGCCAUUUGGAGAGACCAUGCACAACAGGGCACGUUAUCUCAUCUUUUUUCAAUACAUAGGAACAAAAUACAGUGGUGCAGUGAAGGUGCCCCAGCCAAGAAGCACAGGGGUCCAGGAACACUUGGAGGAUGCUAUAAGGAGGCUGAGGCCGCUCAACCCAGUGUCCCUGUCGAUCUCCAGCAGGACAGACAGAGGUGUCCACGCCCUUUCUAACUCCGCCCACUUUGACCUCCAACGCAAGAACGAUAAGCCACCAUUCCCUGAAGACCAUCUGGUUGAUUAUCUUAAUUACCAUCUCAAAGAGGAGAAAAUCAGGAUCACCCAUGCCCACCGCGUGCCUGAUAACUUCCAUGCCCGUUAUCGUGCCCAGUCUCGGACUUACGUCUACCGCAUCGCCCUGGGAAUCACCCACAGCUCUCCGCUUCCCCUCACAGAAUACAGUCUGUGCUGGAAGCUCAGCAACACGGAGCUGGAUGUGGGAGCCAUGCAGGAGGCGAUCGCCUUGCUGGUCGGGACUCAGGACUUCAGCACCUUCAGGGCCGUCAACAAUGACAUGCCUUUCGUAAAUCCUGUGAAGACGCUGACUGUGGCCAGCAUACAGCCAGGAGGCUCCUUCGCACAGGCACACUACCACAGAGAGAUACCAUUCUGGGAGCUGACAUUUAAAGGCAGAUCUUUUCUCUAUAAGCAGGUGCGAAGGAUGACAGGGGCCGUGGUGGCUGUGGGCCAGGGGAAGCUCUCAGUUCCCCAGCUAAAGGAGUUACUGGAGGCUCGGGACACUCUUGCCUACCCAAAAGACAUGGCUGCUCCGGCCUAUGGCCUCUUCCUCACCAGGGUGGAAUACAAAGAGACAGACCUGCAGCUUACAAAACAGACCUCAGAAGAGCCGUCGUCCUCAAGUGCAAACUCAGAAGAUUAAUUGUGCCAUUCAGUCAUGUUGAUAAACUGUAUUUCCAUACUUCUAUUUGCAAUGGUUGUAAUAAAGUUUUGUAUUUAAGUGU
Molecule: messenger RNA, 1523 nt
Organism: Epinephelus moara (kelp grouper)
Lineage: Eukaryota; Metazoa; Chordata; Actinopteri; Perciformes; Serranidae
Gene: pusl1
Product: pseudouridine synthase like 1
Exons: 9
Coding region: 539-1441 (300 amino acids)
Biological process (GO): tRNA pseudouridine synthesis
Molecular function (GO): RNA binding; pseudouridine synthase activity
Source: RefSeq, a predicted model, not a curated record